CCGUGUGCGGUGAGCGCUCCGCAGCCCGCGCGCCGCUAUGGCUCUGCUGCACAGCCGCCGGCUCCUCGCCGCUCCGCGCCUCGCCUCCGCCGCCGCCCGCGCCAGCUCAUGGUGGUCCCACGUGGAGAUGGGUCCCCCAGACCCCAUCCUGGGGGUGACAGAAGCUUACAAACGUGACACCAACUCCAAGAAGAUGAACCUGGGUGUGGGGGCGUACCGGGACGACAACGGGAAGCCCUACGUCCUGAGCUGUGUGCGCAAGGCUGAGGCCAUGAUAGCAUCCAAGAAGAUGGACAAGGAGUACCUGCCCAUCGGGGGGCUGGCGGAUUUCACCCGGGCAUCCGCAGAGCUGGCCCUGGGCGAGGGCAGCGAGGCCUUCAAGAGCGGCCGGUACGUCACUGUGCAGGGCAUUUCUGGGACUGGAUCUCUGCGAAUCGGAGCCAACUUUUUGCAACGGUUCUUCAAGUCCAGCCGUGACGUGUACCUGCCCAAGCCAUCCUGGGGCAAUCACACCCCCAUCUUCCGCGACGCCGGCCUGCAGCUUCAGGCUUAUCGCUACUACGACCCCAAGACGUGCAGCCUCGACUUCUCUGGAGCCGUGGAGGACAUUUCUAAAAUUCCAGAGAAGAGCAUCAUCCUCCUGCAUGCUUGUGCUCACAACCCCACCGGGGUGGAUCCACGGCAGGAGCAGUGGAAGGAGCUGGCAGCUGUGGUGAAGAAACGGAACCUCCUGGUGUUCUUUGACAUGGCCUACCAGGGCUUUGCCAGCGGGGACAUCAACCGGGACGCCUGGGCCGUGCGGCACUUCAUCGAGCAGGGCAUCAACGUCAUCCUGGCGCAGUCCUACGCCAAGAACAUGGGGCUGUAUGGAGAGCGUGUGGGUGCCUUCACGGUGGUCUGCAGCGACGCAGAGGAGGCCAAGAGGGUGGAGUCCCAGCUGAAGAUCCUGAUCCGGCCCAUGUACUCCAACCCGCCGCUGAACGGAGCCCGCAUCGCCUCCCUCAUCCUCAACACCCCUGACCUGCGCAAGGAGUGGCUGGUGGAGGUGAAGGGCAUGGCUGACCGGAUCAUCGGCAUGCGGACUCAGCUGGUGGCCAACCUCAAGAAAGAGGGAUCCUCCCACAACUGGCAGCACAUCACUGACCAGAUUGGCAUGUUCUGCUUCACAGGGCUGAAGCCUGAGCAGGUGGAGCGGCUGAUCAAGGAGUUCUCCAUCUACAUGACAAAGGAUGGGCGAAUCUCCAUGGCGGGAGUCACGUCGGGCAAUGUGGGUUACCUGGCUCACGCCAUCCACCAAGUCAGCAAGUAAAGACAUGGCCCUGCCUGGAGCUGGUGGCUUUCCCUUCCCCACCCUGCCGAGCUGGGGAGGGAAAAGAAACAAGCAGAAUACUUCCAACCACAGUACUUGACGCUGCUGCUGAAUGUAUCAUGUAGAUGAGUUGUUGUAGAAGCCUAGUCACAGCCUGCCUGCCUGCUGGAGCAGGGGCAGUGGUGCUGGCUCCCGCUCACCACAGCCCUUCUGCCCGGCCUCUGCCCCUCUGCGCUGCCCUCCUGCCAGCACAGGCACCAGAGGCUUCCCCACGCUCCUCCUCGCUCCAGGAGAGGGCUCUGGGAGGCUGUUGGCCAGGGCUGGAGCAGCAAUGGGGGUGGCUGUGGGGGAGGGCAGCUCAGAAACAACCCUGCAGCCACCUCAGCCUGCUGCCAGCAGCCUCCAUCCUGCACCUUCCUGGCCUGGGGCUGGCAGUGCCAAAGCCACCCUCUGGCUGCCAGCUCCGAGGACUUGUCACUGCUGCCAUCUGCUCCAUCAUUGGCUUCACUCGUUCCAUGUGGGACUGUCCUGAGAUGUAAUUCAGGGUGGCACUGGGGUGUGGAGUGGACCCCUGUCCCUCCUCUGAGCCUGCCUUGUUCUCCCAACUUCACUCCCAUACCCUGAGGUGGGACAAUUUCUCACCUGCUUCCCCAAUAAGAACCUCCUCUGAAAACAGCUCUCUCUUAAUCUCUGCCUCUGCCUGUUUCUGUACCAGCCCUGGCAGCCCUCCCUGCAGAGCUGAGGCUGUGUGUGUGUCCCAAAGCCAUGAGCCGAGAGGGGGGCCUGGCUGUGUCCACUGCCCGGGGGGGUAUGAGGUGUCCCUCAUCUGCUCCUUCAGCCAAAUAUCUGGAGCCUCCAGAGCAAAAGAUCCCGAGGGAAAACUGAGAGCUGACAACUCCAAACAAUGUUGUCUUACUAAACUGAGCAUCCCCGAGGCCGUGUGAGUGGCGGGACUCUGGUUUUUAAUCCAAAUAAAGUGGUGUGUGGCUGUGUCAA
Colius striatus (speckled mousebird) is the source of this 2305-nucleotide messenger RNA. It is a transcript of the gene GOT2, whose product is annotated as glutamic-oxaloacetic transaminase 2. Bases 38 to 1309 code for a protein of 423 amino acids. NCBI's taxonomy places the organism in Eukaryota, Metazoa, Chordata, Aves, Coliiformes, Coliidae. Gene Ontology annotation, biological process: biosynthetic process; L-aspartate catabolic process. The transcript is spliced from 10 exons. The record is from RefSeq and is a predicted model, not a curated record. Gene Ontology annotation, molecular function: L-aspartate:2-oxoglutarate transaminase activity; pyridoxal phosphate binding. Gene Ontology annotation, cellular component: mitochondrion.